This is a messenger RNA of Aureobasidium musti, 876 nucleotides long. The record is from the annotation of a GenBank genome assembly. NCBI's taxonomy places the organism in Eukaryota, Fungi, Ascomycota, Dothideomycetes, Dothideales, Saccotheciaceae.
AUGGCAGUACAAUCCAGAGUGGCUGCAGUGACAGGCGCCAACAAGGGCAUUGGUCUCGCCAUCGUGCGCAAUCUGGCCCUUAGCUACCCAUCGUCGGCACUCCGCAACGGGCCUCUGGUCAUCUACCUCUGCGCACGCUCUGCUGAAAGAGGCGCCGACGCCGUCAAGGCUCUCCAAGAUGACCCCCAGCUGAAGAAGGCAAAGGUCCUCGCCCAGGACGGCGGCGACACGACCAUCACCUUCCGCCAGUUCGACGUCAGCGACCAGUCCAGCAUCCACGCAUUCCGUGACUUCUUGCGCAACGAACACCCCGACGGCAUCGAUGUCUUGGUCAACAACGCCGGCAUCGCCAUGGACGGCUUCAACACCGACGUCGUCAAGCAGACUCUCGCCACAAACUACUACGGCACCCUCGAAGCUACCCAAUCCAUCCUCCCUCUAAUCCGCCCCACCGGCCGCCUCGUCAACGUCAGCUCCAUGGCCGGCAAGCUCAACAAAUACUCCCCUCAAUUGCGCGACGCCUUCAUCGCUGCCUCCAAGUCCGGCGUCUCCGACUGCACCGCCCUCAUGCAACAAUUCACAAAGGCUGUACAAGAUGGCAAAGAGAAAGAGCUGGGAUGGCCAUCUGCCGCAUACGCUGUCAGCAAGGCUGGAACGACUGCUUUCACAAAGGCCAUCGCUGCUGAAGAGGACAACAAGGGAAGAGGUGUUCUGGUCAACGCCUGCUGCCCAGGUUACGUCAACACCGACAUGACCAAGGGCAACGGUGUCAAGACCCCCGAUGAGGGCGCAAAGACUCCCGUCAUGCUCGCCCUCGAAGACAUUGGCGGCACGUCUGGCGGUUUCUGGCAGAGCGAGAAGAUUAUCGAGUGGUGA